UGUCACUCCAAGUCCAUUUCUUCAACCUUGUCAACGAUAAACCCCAAAUAUUUGAGAGGCUUUCCGAAUUCUCACAUCCUUCUCCUCCAAUGGCCUCCAUCAACUUCAACCCCUUCGAAAGCUGGUUCAAAAAACCCCCAAACCCCCUGCCACCCAUCAACCUCCUCCCCCUCACUGACUCUUUCUUCCACCGCACCACCGCGGCCCAAUCCCCUCCCAAUUUCUCCUCCCUUAGCCUCUCAAACCUCUUCAACGGCCCCCCGAAACCCGACCCCAAAAACCCAUCUGACCCCGAGCCGGAAAAACCCGGACACUACACCCAGAUGCUGGAGCGGUUCUUCUGGGAGUGCGAGAACGACCCGGAUUACAGACACUCCCCGGAAGUCGAGAAGAUUCUGAACGAAGACCCGAUUUUCGAAAAGAAGGAGAACCCAACGGAGGAGGAACUUCGGGAGAACGAGAGGUUCUGGAAGGAGUUCCGGGAGAGCCCGGUGGUGAAGUUUCUGGCCCAGGCGGAGAAGAUUGCGGAUAUGGUGAAUGAGCUGGAGCUGAAGGAGAAUGAUAGGCCGUACAGGGACGAGGAUAAGAAGCUGUGGCAGGCGGUGCCACAUGUUAUUGGGCCGGACGGGAGGCCUAUGCCGAGGAAGGCGAUAAAGACGAGGCAGGAGUCUGAUGAUAAGUUCUGGGAUUUUGCAAGGCAGUUCUUUUUUGGGCUUUGGGGGUUCCGCCAGCGCCCCUACCCACCCGGCCGGCCCAUCGAUGUUGCUCAGGCAAUCGGGUAUAAGCGGCUCGAAAAGCGGUAUUAUGAUUUUAUCAUGAGGAGCGGUGGAUUUUACUAUAAGGACCGGUUAGGUCGAACAAGAGGUCCGUUGGAGCUAAUAACCCUUAAAACGGCUUGGGGUGCUGGGAUUAUUGAUAAAGACACGUUCAUUUGGGGUGAGGACAUGGAUGAAUGGGCUCCGAUUCACAUGGUUUACGGGUUGGAACCUGCUAUUGCCACUUGGGAAGUUAGACUUGCGGCUGGUGCGACUGCUUUGAUUCACAAACUACAAAAAGGAAUUCCUCCUUGGGUUCCACUCAAGGGACGCGAGAAGAAAACCUAUAAGCAGCUACAAGAGGAGGCUGUAGAAAGCAAGAGACGCGACUUAGCAGUACUUGAAGCUAACGAUGGUGUUUGGCCAGGUGUUCGAACUCCGAGUCAUGCUCUAUUUCUUUGGGCUAGUGGCUCUGAAUUGACAACAAUUCUAGAAGAGGAUCACAUGCCGAACAAAUACAUUUCAAAAGCUCUUAGGGUUGAAUUGUCUAAAAUUAUCCCUGGGUUAAGGCCAUGGGAGGUUCUAAGUGUGGAACAAGCAAUGGAUCAGAUAACAUAUGAGGGAGAGUGGUUCCGUGAACCACUUGGCUCGUACGCGACAGGUCCUCCAUACAUUCGAGCUUGGAAUAAUGAUGUCAAGAGACUGUAUAAUAUUUUCGACAACCUAAGCAGCCGAGUCUACCAGAAACUGGAGCGAACAAUUCCUGGUUUUGAUAAGAUAAUGGAGAAAGUUCAAGCUGAUGCUGCUGCAAGGGAUGCCAAGCGGAAGGCAAGAAGAGAGGCAGAGAUGAAAGCUGAGCAGGAAAAAGCCUUGGGAAUUCAAAGUGAUGGCUAACUCACAAUAUGUCAUACUUCUGUGGACUGAACGAUUGAGGUGUUCAACAUAUAAUCUUCCAUGGUAUCUGUUUGUACUUCGCGUCAACCAGGAUGAUGACGGCUAUUUGAGAAUACCCUUGUGAAAGCAUGGGAGGCUGGUAAGGUUAGAUUUGAAAAUGCUGUGUUUGUUUCAUGCUGCCAAAAUCCUCUAGUUUCCAUUUGGUAUUAAACUGUAUCAGAUUUUUUGUAUUAAACCAUUUAACGUGUUAAAUAGCCGAUCCUUCCGUUGACUCAGCGAUCACAAAAACGGAAGCGAAGAGUCUGUCUAUCUAUUUGAUAUGGUAUAGUUACACAUGUUUAA
Malus domestica (apple) is the source of this 1991-nucleotide messenger RNA. Its product is annotated as protein TIC 56, chloroplastic-like. Gene Ontology annotation, cellular component: chloroplast inner membrane. The record is from RefSeq and is a predicted model, not a curated record. NCBI's taxonomy places the organism in Eukaryota, Viridiplantae, Streptophyta, Magnoliopsida, Rosales, Rosaceae. Gene Ontology annotation, biological process: protein import into chloroplast stroma.